AUUAUUAUUGCUGCAGAUUAAAUCUCCGCGCUGACUUUCCAGGCGUCUCUCCUUGACUUGGAAUGUGGAAUCAACGUGGGGGUUGGCUGCUGAAGGGUUAAGCCUCUAAAGAUAGAGGGAGGGAGAGAGAGAGAGCAUGAGAGAGCGCUGGGGAGGGAGGUGCAAUAGAAGAGAGGGACUGGCUUUUCUCUCCUCUCUCACUCUCUCUUGCUGCAAUAAAUCCGGCUUAAAGGACGAGAGCAGAGGAGCCUAGAAUGGAUUAAAGAAAAGUCUGUAUAAUACAGACGCCAGGACAAGGGGGAGGGGGAGAGAGAGAGAGAGAGAGAGGAGGAGGAGGAGGAGGAGGAGGAAGAAGAAGAAGAAGAAGAAAGAGAAUAAGAAAAGGAGCAAAAAGGAGGAAAGAAGGAUGAGUUGAAGAUCCCAAACUCCAGCUGCUAAUCUGCUUAUUCCACGGGAGGAGAAAGAGAGGCAGGGACUGAACAGGUGCAUCCUCUGGGUACCACUCUCAGCAUCCUCUGGGUACCACUCUCAGCAUCCUCUGGGUACCACUCUCAGCAUCCUCUGGGUACCACUCUCAGCAUCCUCUGGGUACCACUCUCAGCAUCCCUUCGGUACCAUUCGCCUUCGUGGUCUUUCGGACAUACUCCUCUCUUGCCAUCGCCUGCCUUCCCUCCCCGCUCCCCGUUUUCCUUUUUUUUUCUGCGGGGAGAGAGGGGUUUCUUUCUACAUUUCCUCCGUCUCCAAACCCCUCCCCAGCAGGCAUCCACGAUGUGUUCCUCCGCCGCCGGCCACGGAUGCUCCGGCACCCCGUCUUCCCUGCCCGCCUUGCCUUCCGGAGGAGCCUCGCCAUGCGGAGAGCCGAGGUGCUUCUAAACCAGAUGGAGUUUCUAUCCGGGGGGCCAAGACACCCACAAUGAACCGCCUGCUGCCUCUCUGCUUCCUAUUCCUCAAACUCUUAGAUGCGGUGCUGGGUUACCUGACAGUCAGCAUCGAGCCGCUCCCACCUGUGGUGGUUGGGGAUGCCGUCACUUUGAAAUGCAACUUCAAGACGGAUGGCAGGAUGCGAGAAAUAGUGUGGUACCGGGUGACGGAUGGUGGCACCAUCAAACAGAAGAUCUUCACCUUUGACGCGAUGUUCUCCACCAACCAGUCGCACAUGGAGAACUACCGUAAGAGGGAGGACCUGGUGUACCAGUCCACGGUGCGGCUCCCUGAAGUCCGUAUCUCAGACAAUGGCCCCUAUGAGUGCCACGUGGGGAUUUACGACAGAGCAACGCGUGAGAAAGUGGUGCUAGCAUCUGGAAACAUCUUUCUCAACGUGAUGUCCCCUCCCAUGUCUAUCUCGGUCAUUGCUGCAGACACGCCAGCUCCCUUCAGCCGCUACCAGGCUCAGAACUUCACUCUGGUCUGCAUCGUCUCCGGCGGGAAGCCUGCCCCAAUGGUGUACUUCAAGAGAGACGGGGAGCUGAUUGAGGUGGUGCCCCUCACAGAAGCCCCCAUUAAUGCCGCUGGGUUGCAAGACGGCCGGGCCUCCCGGAACCUCUUCCACCGAGACAUGGACGACACCAAGAUGCAGAAGUCGCUCUCCCUCCUGGAUGUGGAGGACCGGGGUGGCAGGCCCUACACGGAGGACCCCUUGAAAGGCCUCACCCCCAACCAGGGACUUUUGUUCAGCCCAGCUACGGAGAUCAUCCCAGAGACUGUGGUGAGCCGGGAGUUUCCGCGGUGGAUCCAGAACGUGGAGCCCAUCUACUACUUCCACCACACCCACAUCCCCAUCAGCGAUGGCACCGUGGAGGUGCGGGCCAUGCUCAUGUGGACGCUUAACCCCCAGAUAGACAAUGAUGCACUCUUCAGUUGUGAGGUCAAGCACCCUGCCCUCUCUAUGCCCAUGCAAUCCGAAGUGACGCUAGUGGCUCCCAAGGGCCCAAAGAUCAUGAUGACCCCAACAAGAGCCCGAGUAGGAGACACAGUGCGAAUCCUGGUGCAAGGUUUUCAAAAUGAAGUCUUCCCCGAACCCAUGUUCACUUGGACCCGCGUUGGGAGCAGGCUCCUGGACGGCAGUGCGGAGCACGAUGGCAAGGAGCUGAUCUUGGAGCGAGUGCCGGCAGAACUGAACGGCUCCAUGUACCGCUGCACAGCGCAGAACCCACUUGGAUCCACGGACACCCACACCAGGCUGAUAGUCUUUGAAAACCCAAAUAUCCCAAGAGGAACAGAAGACUCCAAUGGUUCACCAGACAGCCACAGCAGCUAUAAAUUCCUUCUGGCCAUCAUCUUAACAGUUACUUUGGAACUAACGUGAAAGCCUUUGACGCAGAGACCCUUCGUUUCUCCUCCACCCAGAAUUCACAUCUCCGUUGACCAGACUUCUGUUCUCUCUCUCUCUCUCUCUCUCUCUCUCUCUCUCUCUCUCUCUUCUGCUUUGCUUUCUUUCUUUCUGUCUUUCUUUUCUUCCUCCUCUCCCCACCCCCUCUUUUUUUUCUAAAACUAUUUACGGUCUCGUUAUCGGUUUUCUUCUGUCUGUGUCUUGGCUUUGUCAUCCAAUUUAAUUAAAAAGAAAACAAUGACAGGAAGAAAAAAAAACCUCACCGCCGCCCAAUGAUAAUAAUAUCCUGGGAGUAAGACUAAUGCUGAUUAUUUCCUUCGUCCGUUGUAUGCAGGUGACUUAAAAAAUAUUAAUUUAAAAGCUGGCUAGCCAUAAUCCACGUGAAACCAUGAUAAUUGCACACGAAAGGAUUUUCAAGGGCACAGCAAGAGGGCACAGGUGGGUUGUUGUUUUCCACCCAACACCAAAUGGAUUUGAGCAUCUCAAUGUAUCCCAGGCUACAUGAGCUCUAGGGAAAGGGUCAGUAGCAGAGUACCUCCAGGCUUGACUACUGUAAUUCGCUCUACGCGGGGCUGCCCUUGAAGCUGUCCCAGAAACUCCAGCGGG
Molecule: messenger RNA, 2935 nt
Organism: Podarcis muralis (Common wall lizard)
Lineage: Eukaryota; Metazoa; Chordata; Lepidosauria; Squamata; Lacertidae
Gene: IGSF21
Product: immunoglobin superfamily member 21
Biological process (GO): heterophilic cell-cell adhesion; homophilic cell-cell adhesion
Cellular component (GO): adherens junction
Source: RefSeq, a predicted model, not a curated record